Messenger RNA from Anisakis simplex (herring worm), 147 nucleotides. NCBI's taxonomy places the organism in Eukaryota, Metazoa, Nematoda, Chromadorea, Rhabditida, Anisakidae. The record is from the annotation of a GenBank genome assembly.
AUGGCUCGUGGUCAUCAAAAAUUCCAAUCACAACAAAGGAAUUUGAAGAAACAAGAAGAAUUGAGAAAGCAGAAGGGAAGUGAUCAAAAAGCCGCAGCACAGAAGGCACUAACUCACAAGUGCACUGUGUGUAUGGUUAGUGAUUGA